Messenger RNA from Prorocentrum cordatum, 2489 nucleotides. The record is from the annotation of a GenBank genome assembly. NCBI's taxonomy places the organism in Eukaryota, Dinophyceae, Prorocentrales, Prorocentraceae.
GUGACAGGGAGCGGGCAGGCCUCCACCACGUCCCGAGAAGCCAGGUUUACGAGAAGCCCCAAGGGAGGCUCCAAGUGGCGUCCGCAGCCAUCUCAGAUCGAGGGGUCGCCUUGGCUGUACACUCUUUACACAAACUUGUCUCCAAGUACACGCACGGGAGAUUGCUCCCUCUAUUCGUUCUGCGGCAUGGCAGCCUUCAAGGCGCCAUGGACCGUGUUUGCGGCGGCGGUCUUUGCCCCCCGCAUGCUCACAGCGGUCUCUCUCAAGACGGAGUCCAGCGCCAACACGACGAACACAUGGGUGCAGUUGUUAGACAACUUCGAAUAUUACGGGGAGCGGAUGCCCUCAUAUGCUACACCAAUGAACUACGGUUCUUUCACACAGUUAAAAGCUGUGUACCAAAGUGGAAGUGGCAUCUAUUGUGAUACGAGCAGAUCGGGUGGCACCGUCUGGCAACAGUGUUGUUGUGGGUACAAUUCUUUCGAGGCCAUGAAGAGUGGAGGGUACAUCGUGUCACAACCCAAUUGGCAUACGUUGCCUUCCAAUUGCUACGCGUCUGGAUCGACCGGAACCAUCUGCAAUAUCAAUUUCGACAUUUCAAGCGGCGAUACGAUUCUCGCCACGUGGUACGAGCCUUCCCGCUCAUCAUCGCUCGGUGACAAUGGCGGCAGCAUCCAGGUGGACUUGUACGGCAAUGGGACGGCAGCGGAUCCUACCGUUUGUUUCGGGGCGCGUGGCAAUUCGUACGGUUCUUUCUACAUCAGCACGGCCGUUUCAGUCUCUAACGUGUUGAUGACAUAUUCCAGCGGUAAUGUUUAUAAUUCGGGGGGGCAAGAGGUCACGAAGUGGGGGAAUUCAGUUUGGUUCGGUGUGUUCAUGACCGACUCGAACAACAACGUAGUGUUUCCCGACUACAGCAACAACGGGAACACCGUUACGAACACGCAUGGUGGUGGGUGGUACACAAUUGCCAGUGCCAGCUCUCAAUCAGAUCCCCAAUUUACGUGGCAAACGACUACAGCGAAGACGUUGUCGGCCGGAGAGUACCGAUUGUGGUAUGGUGAGGAUCUCCAUGGUUUCACAGAGAGUGACAGCGGCGGGACCAUGUGCGCUAAAGUUCAGAUUAACGGUGGUGCGACGCCCAGCCCGACGCCUUACCCGACGCCCUACCCGACAUUUUAUCCGACGCCGUACCCGACGGGCUUCCCGACGCCUUUCCCGACGCCCUACCCGACGCCGUACCCGACGGGCUUCCCGACGCCUUUCCCGACGCCCUUCCCGACGCCCUACCCGACGGCCUUCCCGACGCCCACCCAACUCCCUACCCGACGCCCCACCCGACGCACUACCCGACGGCCUUCCCGACGGGCUUCCCGACGCCUUUCCCGACGGCCUUCCCGACGCCCUACCCGACGGCCUUCCCGACGCCCUACCCGACUGCCUUCCCGACGCCCUUCCCGACGCUUUUCCCGACUGCCUUCCCGACGCCAUUCCCGACGCCCAGCCCGACGCCCAGCCCGACGUAUCCUCCAGGUUGGCCGACGCCACACCCGACGUUCCCUCCUGCAGCUCCAGCUGCGGCCGGAGCUGGCGGAAGCGUGGCUGCCACUGGCGACCCCCACUUUCAAAACGUGCAUGGCGAGCGGUUCGAUUUGAUGAAGCAGGGCAAGCAUGUUCUGAUAAACAUCCCUCGUGGAAUGAGCGCUGAAGACUCAUUGUUUUAUGUGCAAGCCGAUGCGCGCCGGUUUGGUGGAAGCUGCGCGGACCUGUAUUUCCAAGAAGUGAACGUUACAGGGUUUUGGGCAGAAGCCAAACAAGUUGGAGGGUAUCACCACAGCGUAUCGCAAAGUGCGGUCGAGGCUCCGCAAUGGGUUGCGUUCGGUUUGGUCCAGUUGAAAGUCGCGCAUGGACGUGCGGAUAGUGGCGUCCGGUAUCUGAAUGUGUACGUGAAGCGUUUAGGGCUAGCAGGGUUUGUUGUCGGAGGCCUGCUGGGAGAAGACGACAACAAAGACAUAAUGAUUCCUCCAGCAGCUUGCACUAAGUAUACGUCUCUAUCCGCGGGGGGCGCGAUUGGCCAGGCUUCUCCCUCCGUGUCGUCAGUUGCGUUGGCAACUUUCGAGUGAUCUUGCGAGGCGCCUUGGAAGGUGCGUACAGUCUGCAGUCAAGAUGGUCAUGUAAAUAGCGUCGGAAGGGGUCGCUGAUCCUCAUGUCAUGCCUGUUCGUUCAGCGCGCCUCGUCCACUCUGGCGCUCUCAGAGCCAACGCGGUCCUUUCAUUCUUUCAUGCGCCGUUGCUUGCGUCAACUGGGCGUAGGCACUCCAGGCAGUUGCUCCACUGGUGAUCCGUGCGAGCAAUUUGCUAAUUCUGAGAAACUGGACGGUGUCCAUCUACACUUGAUGCUGAAUGUUCAUGUGUUGCGUCGGACACUCGGUUGCACUAGGAAACCUGGAGGUUUUUGUUUUCGCGUAUGUUCUUUGACGUUCGUCUUCC